CCAUCCGCAUGGGGGCGAUUGUGUUUCGUCUUUCUGCAAAAAGAAAAGAGACCAAAAUAAAAUUUUUCCUGCAAACACGAAGCCAUUGAGAAGUAAAAAUGAGCUUCUUUUUGCAUAAAAGAGCCAUGGAGUAGGAAAUAAAAGUGCACGUUGGUGUUUAUUGGGCUGCACACGGUACUUGUGGACGGAAAUGCAGGACGUUAAGAUGAAAGGUGCAAUAGGUGGACAGGAGUCACGAAAGAUGCUGGCAGUGGGUGAAAAGAGUCUCGUGUUGCAUUCACCAGCCGGUGGGGACCCCCUCGUGUACACGUGGCCCCUGCAAACGGGCACGGGAUCGGAUAAACAUGAUUCGGGCAUUGACAUUAUCGAAACAAUUCGAUGGGUCUUUGAGGAUCUUUCACAGUCACAGCUGGCGCAUGAGAAGAUAAAGUUUACAGAGGUGAAGACAACGUGUUAUGAUUCAAUGACGAAACUCUGUGAGACGUACAAUGAGACAAUUGGCAUGAUAAUUGGGCGUGAAAGGGAAAUGGGAACAUUUGAGCAGCGUCUGGGGAAGAAUACAACCAAGGGGUUGUUGAAGCACAUCCUCCAGCAGGUGUACAAUGCCUCCGUGGAUGAUCCGGAUAAGCUCAAUCAGUACGAACCCUUCUCACCCGAGGUGUACGGGGAGACGUCAUAUGAUCUCGUGUGCCAGAUGAUUGAUCAAAUUGACAUUUCACCGGAUGAUGUGUUCAUUGACUUGGGCUCCGGUGUGGGGCAAGUUGUACUCCAAAUGGCCGCAGCGACACACACAAAAAUCUGCUUGGGCAUUGAACGUGCUGAAUUCCCAACACGCUAUGCCGAGAGUAUGGAUCACAACUUCAAAUUGUGGAUGAAGUGGUUUGGUAAGCGCUACGGGGAGUACAAACUCAUCAAGGGGGACUUCCUAGCCGAUGAGCAUCGGGAAAUGAUCAAUUCGGCCACAGUGGUGUUUGUCAAUAACUUCGCUUUCGGGCCAAAUGUCGAUCAUCAGCUUAAGGAGAGAUUUGCCGAUCUCAAAGAUGGGGCACGUAUUGUGUCAUCCAAGAGCUUCUGCCCCAUUAAUUUUCGCAUUACAGAUCGCAAUCUCUCCGACAUUGGCACAAUUAUGCACGUAACAGAGAUGUCGCCACUCCGUGGUAGUGUCUCCUGGACAGGAAAACCCGUCUCCUACUACCUGCACGUCAUUGAUCGUACAAAACUCGAGAAAUACUUCCAGCGAUUGAAGAAUCAAAAGGCCACCGAUGGGGACUAUGGUUUCCCUACGGGUACAGCUGGGACACGUACAAGUGCCCGGGAGAAGGGGAAACGGAAUUCAUCGAAAGUCGUGUACGAUUCAUCAUCGGAUACAGACACUGAGGUAACGGGACCGACAACCCGUCGUGCAUGGAGUGAUUGGUGCAGCAAUAAGGACAAGAGUAGCCAAUCGGAGGAGGAUAGUUACAAUUCCAGCUCACGCGGACCACUGAAGAAUACAAAGGUGCAGCAAACGAAGAAGAACAAGAAGAUUGUGCGGAAGAAGAAUGCCGGAAGUGGGGCAUUGGAUACGCAGGCAAAGAAGCGUGGACGUAUCCGGAAGGGGAAGCAGAGGAAGAGCUUGAAAAUUGUCGGAUUGGAUUUGUUGCACAGCAAAACACUGCUUAGUACAUCGGCUGAGAUGAUGGGGAAGAAAUUGCCACCAGCACCGGGAUGUGUUGAUCAGCAGUUGACGUCAUUGACGGGAAAUAUGGAGCACACUGAGUUGGAGAUCCCAACGGCACCGGGUGAGACACCGUAUGCCCUGCAAAUACUGCUGGAUAUGUUCCGGAAUCAGUACAUGCAGGCAUUGGAGCAGAUGCGUACACCGGCGUACAAGGAGAAUAUCACGGCGCAAAUUGAGAGAGAACGUGAGAGGAAUAAGAAGCUCCUGAAUCGGGCAAAUCAGCUGGAGAAGCAGAUUCGGGUGUUAAUUGAUGACAGUGUGGCACUGCUGAAGGCACGUAUGAAGGAAUUGGGCAUUAAUACAUCCAGCCAGAAUGAUUUGCUGUCGAAGGCCAAAGAGAUCGUUGGGCGUCACAAGGAGCUCCAGGCAACGGCAACGCGGCUGCAAAAUCAAGUGGGGAGCAUUGAGAUGGAACAGAAGAUGCUGGUGCUGGGACGACUGAGGAAAUUGGCGGAGAAUUACUACAAAACCGACCAGAUUAAGGAUAGUGAUCUCACGCGUGAGCUUAGCUAUGAUCUCGUCCUCAAGGAGAUUGACAAUACCUUUGCACAGCGCAAGAGGAUCUACAGUCAAAUGUCAGCAAUGGAGGGUGAAAUAAGGCGCCUGGAGAAGUCACUGAGGCAUAGCAAGGAAAUGAUUCCAAAUCAACCGCCAGUGUCGUCAUCGUAUGUGCCAAAUGCCGAUGUGGCGCAAAUGUCUGCCAAAUCCCACAGCCGCUCCCGUUCGAAUAGGAUGCGUAUGCAUGAGUGGCCAGAUGUACCGGAUGUGGGGAAGAUUGAUGAGAAGAAUCCGGAAAUUCUUGCACAGAAAAUUCUCGCUACAGGCCGAAAGAUCGAAGCAGGGAAGCUGGCAACGACGUCGUCGUCAUCAAAGGCGCCCAAGCAGAAGGAGAAGCAGAAGAAGGUGAGUGUGGACAGUGAACUAAUGCCGGCACCUGUUUAUGCGACAAAACAACCUCCCGUGAGUCAUGCUACACCACCACCACCACUACCGAAAGCAACUGCCAUUCCCACGCUCAAAAUGCACGAAAGCCCAAAAGUUGUGAACUUCGAGGAUCGCCUCAAGAGUAUCAUAACGUCCGUACUGAAUGAGGAUCAGGAGUUGCGACGUUCGCAAAUGGCACAACAGCAGCGUGAUGUGAAGGUGCCAUCAUCAUCAGCUCCACCCACCGCCACCAUUAUGCAUCAUCAGGAGCCACCGGAAAUCCCACCGCCUGUUUCUCAGCACGAACAUGUCCCAGUUGCGGAUCUCAUUCAGGAAUCUGGGAAAUUUACAGCACUCCAGGGGGCACAGAUGAAGAAGACAGCAGCUGAAUCAUUCUCCACUGCCUAUCAGGUGUAUCUGAGUCAGCAGCAGCAGCAUCAACAGCAACAUCAGCAACAACAUUCGCAGCUGCAGCAGCAUGAGGUGGCCAUGGAGAUGCAAGGACGCUUCGAUGAGCGCAUGACACCCGAAGGAUACUGCCAGCAAAUGGAUCCAUCAAAGAUGCGAAGUAAUGCAUUUUCACCGGGAAUGCGAUUACCGCCACAGCAGCACCGGGGACUUGUUUAUCCACCAUCAGCCAUGCAGCCGGACUACACGCAAGUUUCACCGGCAAAAAUUGCCCUGAGGCGACAUCUCAAUCAAGAGCGUACAGCCCAGCAAUCACCGGUUAACCUGCAUCGGGCCACAAAGACAAUUGGGGAUCUUGUGAAUGGGGAAAUUGAGAGGACACUUGAGAUUUCCAAUCAGUGCAUCAUUAAUGCUGCUGUGAAUAUGAGUGGAAUUUCGGAGCAGGAGCUAAUGAAGGAGCGACAGUCACAGCCGAAGAAGGAUUUCUCCUUUGGUGGGGGUACAUCUGGGGCCGCUGCUGGGGGGCAUCGUGAGCGUAAGCUAACCUACACUGCCGAAUCGACGCAACCUCCUGAGCCACCACCAGCAGCUGGACAUGCACCCCUUGAGGGUCUAGCGGCAUCCCUGCAGGCGCGUGUAAUUGCUUCGUUGCAGAUUAAACAGGAGACAGAACAGCACCCACAGGCACCAGCGAGGGAGCUGCAUGAGGUGCAACCGAUGGAUUUGCAGCCGAUUCAGAUAAAACAGGAGGAUGUGAAGCAAGAUUCCCCGUUGAUCUUCUACCAAGGUUCCGGUGGGAUGGUGUCCAGGAGUGUUGUAGACGUAGCACCACCCUAUAUUAAUUGUGAUCGUCAAUCGGCAUCGCUUGAUUCCACAAUUAGCCCCGAUACAAACUACGGCGUCAUGGAUGAGAAGCAAAAGGGACGAAGGCAGGAUGAUGAAUUUCUAGAUGAUGAGAGCCAUUGGCAGGAUAGGGUGCGAUGUGGAUUUGAUAAAUUGGUGGCAUUUGCAUCAAUUGAAUUGGAUAAAACACGACGAUCCAUUGAGGAGGCAUCCCUGCCAUCAAGCAAGGAUGGUUCACCGCACUAUGGGACAGAUGCAAAGACCCCACAUCAUGCUGCUAAUUUGGCCACAAUCAAAACAUCAUCAACUUCGUCACUUUCCGUGACAACCACCGAAUCCGUAGCCACAACGUGUGACAUCUCACCCAAUUUCACGGAAGAAAUGCUCCCGCAUACACCAAGCCCAAGUCUAACACCACCACCGCAGGCAACAAGAACCCCAUCGACGUCACUGCAGCAGCAGCAACAGCAGCAGCUCAAUAUUCCGCUAAAGUAUCAGCGGCAAUCACGCACGGAGAAGCACUACAAGAAGAAAUUCCGCGAAAGGAAAUGGGAAUAUGGCAUUGAGGGUGACUGCCAGGAUGACGCAGCGAGCUCAUCGAAGCUACAUAAAGCAUCGAAAUUUCGUCCAAAGGGAAAAGAUUGGCAUUGGGCUGCCGAUGGGACUCCCGGAACGGCUCCUGGAAGUCAUCCAGACACUUAAGAAUUGCAUCAUAAAAUAUAUUGAGAAGAAAGUUUAAAUAAUUCAUGUCGUGAUUGAGUUUAAAUCAAUUUUUAAUAAGAAAAAUAGUUGCGAAAUUAGUCUCUGUGGCCGUACAUUCAUUAAUCACCCUACUUAUGUGUAACACUGCCGAAAUGUAGCGAAAAACAAUAUAAUAAAAUUUUAACUUGAA
This is a messenger RNA of Lutzomyia longipalpis, 4787 nucleotides long. RefSeq names its product histone-lysine N-methyltransferase, H3 lysine-79 specific (gene gpp). Gene Ontology annotation, molecular function: histone H3K79 methyltransferase activity. Gene Ontology annotation, biological process: DNA repair; regulation of transcription regulatory region DNA binding; DNA damage checkpoint signaling. NCBI's taxonomy places the organism in Eukaryota, Metazoa, Arthropoda, Insecta, Diptera, Psychodidae. The coding region runs from base 191 to 4597 and encodes 1468 amino acids. The record is from RefSeq and is a predicted model, not a curated record. Gene Ontology annotation, cellular component: nucleus. The transcript has 5 exons.